AAGAGUCAUAUAUGAGAGAUAACUCUUCUCCUUUAUGUUUGGCCUCUGUACUAAUUAAGGAGACAAAGCUUUCAAAACCUUCUUUAAAAUACACCCUCCCAUCCUCCUCAUUGCUCCCUCACCAAUCGCAACCAAAACCCUAAUUUUCUCUCUCCUCUCCCUCUCUCUCUCUCUUUCUCUCUCUCUCUACAUACAUAGCAACAGCACACGUACGGACCAGUAUUACUUUACGCAUGGAACCCUGCCAAAAGCCUCCGCCGCCACCGGAACAAUCCGACGCCUCUUAUUUUUUCUCCGCCGUUACCGACAGCACCAACAUGCUCGCCGACUUUGACUGGAUCGGAGGAGAAGAAGGCGACACCAUGUGCCUGCCGCCGGAGAACAACAGCAACAACAAUAAUCAAUCGCCGUCUUCAAGCUCAGCUGAGGAUCCGCCGGAGAGUUCGAUCGCCUCCGACGGGAAACAGCUCGACAAAGAGAAACCACCGAGUAGAAGUAAGAAGAAGCAGAAACGAAUGAAGCAGCCACGGUUUGCUUUUAUGACUAAGAGUGAAACCGAUCAUCUUGAAGAUGGCUACAGAUGGCGAAAGUACGGCCAGAAGGCAGUUAAAAAUAGUCCAUUCCCCAGGAGCUACUAUCGUUGCACAAACAACAACUGCAGUGUGAAGAAAAGGGUGGAACGCUCCUCGGAGGACCCAACUAUUGUGAUAACCACAUAUGAAGGCCAACACUGCCACCACUCCAUAGGGACAUUCCACCACCACCGACAACUAAGUGGCAUGCUUAGUAGUAAUCAAAAAUCCACAUUUGCAACUCAAUUUUCCCUUGGAAAUAUGUCACACUUCUAUUAUCCAAUUGAUCAAUUACCUGAAGAAAACACACUUAUUAGUAGUAGUGUUUCUGAUGAUGCUUAUUGUCACUCACACAAUAAUGAUAAUUACAAUGGAAGAUGCAGCAUUACAUUGGCAGAUUCAUCAACCCCAGAAGAGCUACCCACAGAUGAUGGACUACUUGGAGAUAUUCUUCUGCCUAGGCAAAUGCGUAACGGAUGAGGAGCCUAAUAUAGAAUGGUAUUUAUAUAUUAUAUUAUAUAUACAUUAUUAUAUAUCCUAUAGAGUAUAUAUUUCACAUUAUCUAUAUUUUACAAUUUUUACUUGUGCGUGUUAGUUGUUAUUACUAGCUAGUUGGGGGCCGGAUAGGUGGGUUUAAUUUCGGGAGAUCGACAACAUGGCUUUAAGAUUUCAAUGCAACUUGAAGAGAAAGUAAGUAGAAUCUCUAAACUUUAUAAGUAGAUAAUGAUAUAUAUAUAUAUAAACAAAAGACCAAUAUAUUCCAAAUGAUGGUAAUAAAGGCUUUCAUAAUAUGUUAUAUAUAUGGGAUACUUGGAUAGGCACCAUAUAAUUGAUGGUAGUUCAAUCUUAAUUAUUGGGGUGAUUAAUUAUAUUAUUGAGAUUAUUGAAGACAUAAUUAGCGCUCUUUUAAUAUCUAAUCUAAGCGAUUGGCCUAGCAACCUUAUCUUGACUGGAACCCACUUCAUGAUGCUAACCACCCAUUCACUUAAAACAUCUUAGCCGAAAGUAUGAUUUGAUGCUAAGUAGCGUGUGUUUUAAGUGAUCGUUUACAACAAAACCUGCAUUCAUUUAAGUCUCAGUACUUCUUUUCUUUUCUUUUUUUUUUUUUACUUUGUUGUGAGUAAACAAGGGCAUCCAAAAAACCAAAAUUCAGUUAAGCCUUAUUUAUAAAUUUAGCAGUAGCUUUUUUUUUAAAAGAUUUUAAAAGAGUUGAAAUUUAUAAAUAAACUUAUGAGCAUGCAGCUAAUAAUUAUUGUCCUUGUCAUCAUGAUCAUUUCUGUUAUUUAAGCGAAGUAUGUAGGAUAAGCUAUGACCGCGUCAUUGGCAUGGCUUGUUUGAUACUUAGACCUCCACAUACCACACGUUGAAUUCAGAAAACUAUUUAAGUUUUUUCACAAUGAAGAUUAUGGAUGGUGGGGCGCAUGACACAUAUGUCGACUGGAAUUGUUAUUAAAUGGAUAUAAAAUUUUUACAA
Arachis stenosperma is the source of this 2046-nucleotide messenger RNA. RefSeq names its product probable WRKY transcription factor 57. The coding region runs from base 234 to 1052 and encodes 272 amino acids. Gene Ontology annotation, molecular function: DNA-binding transcription factor activity; sequence-specific DNA binding. The transcript has 3 exons. Lineage: Eukaryota; Viridiplantae; Streptophyta; Magnoliopsida; Fabales; Fabaceae. Gene Ontology annotation, biological process: regulation of DNA-templated transcription. The record is from RefSeq and is a predicted model, not a curated record.